Messenger RNA from Dracunculus medinensis (Guinea worm), 789 nucleotides. Lineage: Eukaryota; Metazoa; Nematoda; Chromadorea; Rhabditida; Dracunculidae. The record is from the annotation of a GenBank genome assembly.
GUCGAAUCAGUUCCUAAUGAAUUGGUUGAAUAUCGCAUAGCUGGUACGGAAUUACGGGACAUUGACCUUUACGGGAAUUACUUUUUCACUCUGCCAAUGUUACCUUCUUCAGUGAAUAAAAUAAGGUUAUCAGUAUGUGGUGAUGAAGAUGUAUAUGACUUGAUUCAUCGUCUUGAAUCUCUGCCGGAACUAUCCGAAAUUCAUUUGCAGUUAUCAUGCCGCGAUCCUAGUAAUGUUUCGCUUUCGAGGAUAACCGAUACGGUUUUUUGCCAUCUUACUCAGUGCCUUCCCAAUCUAAAACAUCUGGCUCUUGAUGUAAAACAUAUCAAUAACAAAAUGCUUAGACUUUUCUUUAUUGGCGGUAAUAGAGCGCUUGGUUCCCACCUUAUGUCCUUGAAGCUGUGCCGAUUGCAAAUUACAUAUAGAGCUUUAUUUGCUAUUGCCCGUGGCGCACGAUCAGUUAUGGAUCUCGAAACUUCUCAUAUGCCUUGUGUGGAUGAUCGCUUCUUAGUUUUGCUUGCCGAUAACUGUCGCUGUCUUCAUAAAGUCAAUUUUAAUGGCUGUAGAUUUGUUAGCGAUAAAGGACUUGCAUCGCUAGCCCGGAAAUGUAGCUUGAAAGAAGUUCGUAUACGCGGCACGUCAUGUACGGACAAAUCGAUUUAUCUUCUUGCACAAUUCUGUCCUGAACUCGAAUGGAUAUCUCAUGCCGAUUUUAGUGGUAGACCGAAAUUCAGUGAUCAAGCUUUGCAAUGUCUUAAAGAUUCCUGUACGUACCGCGUUAUUUGUUGA